Messenger RNA from Lachancea nothofagi CBS 11611, 1449 nucleotides. The record is from the annotation of a GenBank genome assembly. NCBI's taxonomy places the organism in Eukaryota, Fungi, Ascomycota, Saccharomycetes, Saccharomycetales, Saccharomycetaceae.
AUGUCUGACGAGUAUAUGAUCAAGCCUGAGAAUGUGGCCCCCACCACGGACGCCAGCGAGUGGCCAUUGUUGUUGAAAAACUACGACAAGCUUUUGGUUAGAAGCGGACACUACACGCCUAUUCCUAACGGUUCUUCACCUCACAAGAGAGACUUGAAGUCGUACGUGAGCUCUGGUGUGAUCAACUUGGACAAACCAUCGAACCCAUCUUCGCACGAAGUCGUGGCAUGGAUCAAAAGAAUUCUACGUUGUGAAAAAACUGGCCACUCCGGUACUCUAGAUCCUAAAGUUACUGGGUGUCUAAUUGUUUGUGUAGACAGAGCCACCAGGCUUGUUAAGUCUCAGCAAGGUGCUGGUAAAGAGUACGUGUGUAUUGUUAGACUUCACGAUGCCCUAAAGGAUGACAAAGAGCUUGGUAGAGGGCUCGAAAACUUAACAGGUGCUUUGUUUCAAAGACCACCAUUGAUUUCCGCUGUCAAGCGUCAGUUGCGUGUGCGUACCAUCUACGACUCCAAAUUGAUCGAAUUUGACACUAAGAGAAACCUCGGUGUGUUCUGGGCCUCUUGUGAGGCCGGUACUUACAUGCGUACCUUGUGUGUUCACUUGGGUAUGUUGCUUGGAGUCGGUGGCCACAUGCAAGAACUACGUCGUGUGAGAUCUGGUGCCAUGUCCGAAAACGACGAACUCGUCACUCUACAUGACGUUAUGGACGCUCAGUGGGUCUACGACAACACCAGAGACGAGACAUAUCUCAGAAAGAUUAUCAAGCCUUUGGAAACCUUGUUGGUCGGCUACAAGAGAAUCGUGGUUAAGGAUUCUGCUGUCAAUGCUGUUUGUUACGGUGCUAAAUUGAUGAUUCCCGGUUUACUUCGUUACGAAGAAGGCAUUGAGCUCUACGACGAAGUUGUCUUGAUGACUACCAAGGGUGAAGCAAUUGCAAUCGCCAUUGCCCAAAUGUCCACUGUCGACUUGGCAACUUGUGACCACGGUGUCGUAGCCAAGGUCAAACGUUGCAUCAUGGAGAGAGACCUAUACCCAAGAAGAUGGGGCCUAGGACCCGUCGCUCAAAAGAAAAAGCAAAUGAAGGCCGACGGCAAGCUAGACAAGUAUGGCAGAGCUAACGAGGAAACUCCUGAGGAAUGGAAAAAGAGCUACGUAUCUCUAGAGACCGAACCAUCAGCACCUGCUUCUUCUACGGUUACUGAAACUACUACGGUCGUUACUUCCGAAUCUACACCUGUGGAAGAAGUCAAAGAAGUCAAAGUCGAAUCUAUUGUGAACGAGGCCGACGACGAUGAGGAAGACAAAUCCGAGAAGAAAGAGAAGAAAGAAAAGAAGGAUAAGAAAGACAAGAAGGAGAAGAAGGAGAAGAAGGAAAAGAAGGAAAAGAAGAGAAAGGCCGACGGCGAUGAAUCUUCUGAGAAGAAAAAGAAGAAGUCGAAGAAAUAA